GAAAGGUUUAGUCAUUGAAACCUAGAACUGAGUUUCUUUGAGGCAUGUUCAUCAGUUUGAAAGAAUGCAGAAUUUAAGCUUUUUCUUGUUAAUGGCUCUGAGCGCCAGUGUGGGAGCUGUAAAUACCGACAAAAUGAUCAACUGUUAUUUGGCCUCUUGGGCCAAUGACAAUCGUUGGUCAAGUCCCAAAUUCGAACCGGAGCUAAUUCAGCCACAUUUGUGCACGCAUAUAAGUUAUGCCUUCUUUGGCAUCAAAGAGGAUGGAACAUUCGAUGCGUCUCACACUUAUAUGGGCCCUCACAAUGAUUGGAUAAAACGAAUAGUCGAUUUGAAAUGGGAUAACUCUAGAUUGAAGGUUCUAGCCGUUGUUGGUGGCCGGGAUCAUAGUUCUGCUCGUUUCUCUAGAAUGGCUGCUAGCAAGAGCUCACGUACAAAAUUCAUAGAGUCGACAUUGGAGUAUCUGGAGGAAAAUCAACUGGAUGGUUUGGAUUUGCAAUGGUUGUCUCCCGGCAGCACUGGAGUACGCGAUGACAGGGUGAAUUUUCUCACUCUCUUACAAGAAAUUGCAGAAAGAUUUCGAAUCCAAGACUAUGAGUUCGGUAUAUCUGUGACAGGUGAUGCUGACUACAUACGUGAUUGGUACCAUAUUCCCCAAAUUGUGAAGCAUGUAAAGUUCAUCAACAUCUUGACCUACAAUUAUACCGGUGCCGUUUUUUAUAUUGGCAACUAUGCAUGGAAAUUUCACGCUCCCAUAAGGAGAGUGAUGUCAACUAUUGACUAUUGGCUUGAAAGUGGUGCGCCAGCUAAAAAACUGAACUUAGGCAUAGCCUUAAUAGGACGUUUUUUUACGGAUCCAGAGCAUCCAAUGAAUGAAACAUUUUUAUUUUUCCGAGUGUUGGAAAAGAUACAUAAGGGAAAAUACACAUUCAACACCGAUUUAGGUGCAAGCCAACUGUUUUUUCCAAAAGGAUACAAGGCCUAUUAUGAGUCUGAACAAGGCAUUCAAAUGAAAAUGGAGUUUGCCAAGCAGAAAGACUUGGGAGGUGUAAUGAUUUGGACGUUAGAUAGCGAUAUGGCUUUUGAACCCUUUUAUCCUUUGCUCUCGCUUAUAUUUCGAAUGUCGGACAAAGGCUUUGAAUGUCAAAGGAGCAAAUGUUGCUUAGCUAAUCAAUCUAAAAACUGUUGGCCAUUUUACAUGGAGAACCCUCAUGUCUAUACAAAUAAGCCAGCUUCAAUUUAUUCAUUUAGAAUCUUAGGCUAUGAGUUUGGUAUAUCUGUGAUGGGUGAUGUUGAAUACGUCCGUCAUUGGUACCAUAUUCCUCAAAUUGUGCAUUAUGUGAAGUUCAUCAACAUCAUGGCCUAUAAUUAUAGCGCUGAAAUUGAAUUUGUGGACAGCUAUGAAAGGAAAUUCCAUGCUCCCAUAAAUAAAGUGAAAUCAACUAUUGAAUAUUGGCUUUAUAGUGGUGCUCCAGCUGAAAAACUGAACUUAGGCAUAGCCUUAAUUGGACGCAUUUUUACCAAAAUAGGACCUCCACGCCAUGAAACAUUUGUGUACUUACGGGUGGUGGAAAAUCUUGGAAAACAUGAUGGCAAAUAUACAUUCAACACUGACUUGGGGUUAAUGGCUCUAUUUAUGAGUUUGUUAAAGGCAGAAAAAUUUUGUGUCGCCCUAGAUAAGAAAAUCCAUUGUCGCUACAGUGCCCAGGCGUAUUAUCGCAAAUUUCCGUAUAAAUUUGAACCGGAGAAUAUUGAUCCCAACUUAUGCUCAUAUUUGGGUUUUGGCACCUUUGGCAUAGAGGAUACUGGGGCAAUUAAGAUAGACCAUUAUUUUAUGGACCAGCAAUUGGGUUUGAUAAAAAACACUAUAGCCUUGAAACAGAAAAAUCCAGCCUUGAAAGUUUUAGCUGUUGUAAGAGGCAGUUUCGAUGAGUUUGACAUUCAAAAACGUCAGAACUUUAUCGAUACAUCGGUACAUUUUAUGGAGCAAAAUGGUUUUGAUGGUCUAGACUUGAAUUUCUUAUACCCCAGAGAAGUGAACUUGGGUGAUCAUCGAAAUGUCUAUGAAACGUUGUUGCAGGAAUUGCAUGUGGCAACUCCCAAUCAGUUUAGACAAAAUUUUCUGGAAAAGUCGAGUUACCGUCAGCUUAGGGAAAACAACGUCCAGCCCGUCAAAAAGAAAGGCAUUGCCAGCCUUAAGCAUAGCAGUAGAAUAUCCAAAGUAUUAAGUGUCCGUAAUUUAGAGUUUGGUAUAACCGUGAGUGGUCUUGUGGAAUAUCCUCGAGCAUUUGUCCCCCAUAUUUCCGCAUAUGUUAUUUUCAUUAACAUUAUGGCAUAUGGAUAUGGCAGCGAGUCAGUAUUAGACUAUGAUGCUCCUUUGCAAUCAUCGAAUGGUAUGGUCGGUGGUGCCGAUGGUAUAUUUGAUGUUGAAUCUUGCAUCAGCUAUUGGUUGAAGCUUGGUGCUCCAGCCUACAAAUUGAACUUGGGUUUAAGUAUUCGCGGUAUGGCCUACCUAACGUAUGUCACACCCAAAGAGCUUCGAAAACCAGGUAAACUUGUCAAGGUAUUGCUGUACAAUGAAAUCUGUGCAAUUAGAAAGAAUUUCGAAGAGGCAUUCGACAGUGUUCAAGGUGUACCAUACAUGAGAAAUGUAACACAUUGGAUUUCGUAUGAGAAUGCCCAAAGCCUGGAUUUGAAGCUGAAUUUAGUCACUCAGUACGAUUUAAAUGGCAUUAUGAUAAGAGACAUAGGCGAUGAUGAUUUCCAUGGCGUGGUAAUAAGUUUCUUAACAAUGAAAAAGUUAAAUUAUUCUUGGCUGCCAAUAGUUAUGCUGUUUUGUAUUUCAGCACAAGCAGUGGAACAUACGAAAAUGGUUAACUGCUACCUGGGUUCAUGGUCAUUUGAACGUCCUGUUCAUGAGAAUUUAAAUGCCGAAGCCAUUAAAUUGGGUUUGUGCACUCAUUUGAGUUAUGCCUUCAUAGGUCUAACCGAUGCAGGAGUUUUAGAUGUUCAAAACUACAGAGCUGACAAAGAGCUUGCUUGGAUAAAACAAACCGUUGACUUCAAGAAGCUUAAACCCAAAAUGAAGGUCAUUGCCGUUAUCCAAGGUGAUGCCACAAUUUUUGCUGAUACACAAAAGCAUAACAAUUUCAAGCAGUCAGUCUUGUCUUUUAUGAGCCAACAUAACUUCGAUGGCAUAAAUUUGUAUUGGGUGUACCCAGAUGCGGAUACCGAGAGCUCACAUGUGGAGAAGCGCAAUUUUGUAGUUUUACUAAGGGAUUUGCAGGAACAAAUGCAGCAAAAGAAUCUGGAACUUAGCGUCUCUGUAAGUGGUUCUGUAAAUACAGCGAAUGCUUGGCAUGAUGUGCCCAGACUUUUCAAAUAUGUCAAUUAUGUCAAUGUUUUGGUCUACAAUUAUACAGAUGGCACAAAGGCAGCUCAUACGGCUCCCUUUAGUGGAACUGAUGGCAAUAAUGUUGAAACUGAUAUACACUACUGGCUGAAAUCUGGCAAUUACUAUAAAUUGAAUUUAGGUGUUGGCCUACUUGGACGCAGUUUCAAAUUGGCAGACCAAAGAACCACAGAGCCUGGAUCUGCCAUACGCAAAGGUGCUGACAAUAGAUAUUCACCCUAUUAUGAAAUUUGUAAGAAAGUACAGCCCUAUAGUACAAAAUUCGAUUUGGCAGCUGGAGCUGCAUAUGCCUAUUCGGAGGAUAAUUGGGUGACCUAUGAGAAUGCCCAAAGUCUGGCCCUCAAAUUGGAUUUAAUUAUGGAGAAGCAGCUGAAUGGCAUUACAGUGUGGUCUUUGGAAAACGAUGACUAUAGGGCCCAAUGUGGUGAGCAGUUCCACUUGCUGCAAUUCAUCCGGCGAUACUUUAACAGAUGGUAUUAUAGAGCUGGAAGUCUUUCAUGCAAAACCUAUGGUGAAAAACGAGCCUCUUGUUAUAGGGAAUAUUAGUUUCUAUAGAAUGCAAUAAAAUUCAAAAACUUGAAGUGA
Messenger RNA from Stomoxys calcitrans (stable fly), 3994 nucleotides. RefSeq names its product probable chitinase 10. The transcript is spliced from 19 exons. Gene Ontology annotation, cellular component: extracellular region. NCBI's taxonomy places the organism in Eukaryota, Metazoa, Arthropoda, Insecta, Diptera, Muscidae. The record is from RefSeq and is a predicted model, not a curated record. Gene Ontology annotation, molecular function: chitinase activity; chitin binding. Bases 65 to 3955 code for a protein of 1296 amino acids. Gene Ontology annotation, biological process: carbohydrate metabolic process; chitin catabolic process.